This is a messenger RNA of Psilocybe cubensis, 1149 nucleotides long. RefSeq names its product putative oxidoreductase. Lineage: Eukaryota; Fungi; Basidiomycota; Agaricomycetes; Agaricales; Agrocybaceae. The transcript has 7 exons. The record is from RefSeq and is a predicted model, not a curated record. Gene Ontology annotation, molecular function: nucleotide binding. Bases 1 to 1149 code for a protein of 382 amino acids.
AUGCCAGCAUUUAUUACCGCUAUGAAGCGCGCGGCGACGAGCUUCAACCCACCUACCCUUCCAAAGGACGGCACUCCUCUCAAAUUCGGGAUUAUAUCUACGGCCGACAUCUCAAUACAAGCUCUGAUUCUUCCAGCGAGGAGUCAUCCCGGCGUGGAGAUAUACGCAAUCGCCGGCAGAAGUCUAGAGAACACAGAAAGGUUUGCAAAGAAACACGGAAUCAAGAAAGUAUAUGGCGGAAAGGAUGCAUAUCAAGCCCUCGUUGAAGACCCUGAGGUAGACGUUGUGUACAUACCAUUACCCAAUAUCAUGCACUACGAGUGGACGAUGCGGUCUUUGAACGCGGGUAAACACGUUUUGGUUGAAAAGCCGAUUGCUAUGAGAUCCGAAGAAGCGCGAAGGGUGCAUGAACUUGCAGAAGCAAAGGGGCUGGUGCUCAUGGAAGCCAUGCAUAUUCGGUUCCAUCCUGCUGUUGCACGGUUGAAAGAAAUCAUCGCGCGAGGCGACAUAGGUGCCAUCAAACAUAUAUCGUCAACAAUGUUUCUGCCUAGCCUCGCAGGUGCCCUCUAUACUGAUGAGAAAUUUGCUUUGGGGAAGGGAUGUAUGAUGGAUGUCGGAUGCUACGCUAUCGAGAUAAUUCGUCUUGCAUCGUCCUCGGACCCCAUAGCGGUAACAACCGCAGAGUUCGAUAAUGAUGUCCACCACGUUCAUAACAUGGAUGACAACGCCCGUGGCACUCUUCAACUCCCUAACGGAGUGACGGCGGAUUUUGCCAGCAGAAUCUCUGUUCCACCUAAAUUUGGGAUUAUCCCAAAACUCAAUUUCGGCGUGGAAGUUGUGGGUGACAAGGGAACCGCAAAGUUGACCGAAUACAUGAUUCCCCAGGUGUAUCACUCGAUAGUUGUCACUGAUACUGCUGGGAAGAAAACGGUACACAAAGCAUACACCUUUUCAGACGGAGAUGGCACGAGGCCAGUUGGAGAACCCUGGUGGUCUACAUACAGGCACCAAUUGGAAGCGUUUGUGACUAAGAUCAAAGGGAAUGAACCCAGAACCUGGAUGACGAAGGAGGACUCGAUAACGGUUAUGCAGGUGAUUGAGCAAGUUUAUGAGAAGCCCCCGGAUAGCGAUCUAUCCCUCGAUGCGUGA